UUGUAUUAUAUUGGGCAAUAAGUCAGAUCUUGAGGAUAUGAGGCAAGUCCAGUACAAAGAAGGAAAAGACUUUGCAGAUAGCUUCGGAGCCUUCUUUGCUGAGACUACUAUAAAGGACUCUAGCACAAUUGACGCAGCAUUCCAAAUCUUGAUAAAGAUGGUGUAUAUCAAUAAAACUGAAGAGAUGUCUAAGCCCACACCAAAGAAGAAUUACAAGAAACUAUAUGCAGGCCAUUAUACGAGCAAUAUGGAAGAGAAGAAGACAAAGAAGGAUAAUGAUUGAAAAUGCUAA
Moneuplotes crassus is the source of this 292-nucleotide messenger RNA. Lineage: Eukaryota; Ciliophora; Spirotrichea; Euplotida; Euplotidae. The record is from the annotation of a GenBank genome assembly.